UUAAAACCCCCAUGGUGUUUCAGUAGCUCGUGGCAGUCUCUCUGGAUCAUACUUGCCGCCUUCUUCUCUUAGGAUCUGAAGCAAACAAGAAGGCAAGAUGUCUGACAAAAAGAUGUCCUCGAGUCGGAAGCAUCAUCUAAAGAGCUUGAUGCUUUCCAUUGCUAAAGGUCUCAUAGAAGCUGAGGCAAUUGAAGCAGUGGCCACAAGGAAUGCUUAUAUGGAGGAGACUUGUCCACCUUUGAGCCUCUCAGGAUCUGUGGCAGACCUUCAGGAGCUAUGCAAGAAGCUGCACUCAAAGAUUGACAAAAUAGAUGAGGAGCGAUAUGACCUGGCAAGCAAAGUGAGCAAGAGUGACAAAGAGAUUGAUGACCUGAAAAUUAAAGUUCAAGAUCUGCAAGGCAAGUUCAAGAAGCCAGCUUUGAAGAAGGUGCGCAUGUCUGCAGACUCUAUGCUUCAGGCUCUGCUUGGCUCCAAACACAAGGUGAACAUGGAUCUGAGAGCCAACCUGAAACAAGUAAAGAAAGAGGUCAAAGAGGAGCCUGCAGAACAAGUUGGUGACUGGCGUAAGAACAUUGAGGACAAGGCCGGUAUGGAUGGCAGGAAGAAGAUGUUCGAGACCUCCUAAUUGUCUCAUAGCACAAUGCAGCUGGUUGUUUUUAACUAGAAAAGCAGGCAGUGUACUUUUCUUUGCUUUUACCACAUUAUAGACCAUCAUUCUUUUGUAUAUGACCUAAGGAUAAAAUAUUUCAAAGCAUUAAGUCACUUGUUUUGUUCCUGUCUGCUGAAUAGUAAGUACUGUACAAAUAUGUAUCAAGUCAUAAAUAAAUAUCAGAAGGAUUUUAACGA
This is a messenger RNA of Ictalurus furcatus (blue catfish), 846 nucleotides long. RefSeq names its product troponin I, fast skeletal muscle. The transcript has 7 exons. Gene Ontology annotation, cellular component: troponin complex. Gene Ontology annotation, biological process: muscle contraction. The coding region runs from base 98 to 625 and encodes 175 amino acids. The record is from RefSeq and is a predicted model, not a curated record. Lineage: Eukaryota; Metazoa; Chordata; Actinopteri; Siluriformes; Ictaluridae.